Molecule: messenger RNA, 702 nt
Organism: Prorocentrum cordatum
Lineage: Eukaryota; Dinophyceae; Prorocentrales; Prorocentraceae
Source: the annotation of a GenBank genome assembly
AUGCCAGAAAUCGUGACGUUUAUGGGUGCUGGCACCGACGAUGCUCCUGCAAUGUUGAUGGACGUACCAGCGGAAUAUCGCAGAACAGCGAACCCUGUGAUGCUGAAGAUGUUUUUCGUGGAGGACACUGACAAUGUUACUGAGCAAUGCCCUCAUGAUAGUGAGCGCGUGGAGUCCAUGGGGAACAGCACCGCGUCGUACCAGGUUGAGAAUAACACGUUCGCAGUUUCAGCGCAAAGCCCAAACACGUUCAUGGGCAUGGCCUUCGACUUCGACAGCGAGGCACCUGUUGGUCACACCCUGGCCUUCGAGAUCCCUUCUGGGACGGAGAUCGUCUGGGUGAGCCGUGAAGAGAUGGUCGAGGUGCUCCAAUCGCAGGAGAUGCCGGCUUCCCUCGAGAGGCGCCUAGAGGCGCAGUUACGCAAAGCUUCGUUGGCCAAGGGGAUGGAUGGCGCGCUCACGCAGAAGGGAAGCAGGCGGCGCAGGCGGCGCAGGGCGAGGUGCACCGGUGGACAGAUUGGGUCCAUGGCAGGAGGUGCCGCCGCCGUGGGCGUCGCUUUUUUGCUCUGCGCGUUUACUUUCAUAGGCUGCUUCACGGCGUCGCCGUUCUUAAUGUUUGCUGGGGCAGCGAUGGUGAAAAGCGGUGCUUGCCAGUGUUGGGCUAACGGAAAUGUUGGGCAGACCGCCUGCGCGUUGCGGUGA